AUGAAGGCGUUCAAGGGUCCUUUCCAGCCUGAUGAAUCUGAGUCCCUGACGCUCUCGGCGAAGCUUGCUGCUAUCCGCAUUGAAGAGGCUGCGGGUGACGGGAAGAAGGGUAAGGAGAAAGCUGUUUUUAAAGAUGCUGUCUCUGACGCUGUUCCUGAAGGUGAUGAUGGUUCACAUGAUGAAGAGGAUGACAGCCAUGAAAAUGCGGAAGAUGGUUCUGGUCCGUCAGGCAUUACGCACCUGCUGAACGAAGAAGAUGACGGGCUUAUUGCUUAUGACUCCGACGAAGAGGUGGAGGAAGCCUCUAAGGGAGAGAUCGCGUCACGCUCACGCUACCCGAUCACCCUCCUGGUCCCUGAACAGUUCCUGCCAGAAGUGCCCCGCACGCAGCCUACGAUCAAGGGGUUGAUUGGGAUCUGGAAGGAUGAGUUGUCGGAUGCGGCACAAACCACCACGACAUACCAGGAGCUGACGCCGGCUUAUCUGUACAAGAAGCUUUAUGGUCGCAUGCAAGUCACUUUUGAUAAGGCGUCUGAUGCUAACCUUGUGUGGCGUAACCAGGUUGAGCAUAAGUGCAAGAAUGGUGAUUAUGUUACCUUCGACUGGCAGUACCCGGUGGACCCUGCUUUUGCCAGGCAGAAGGCGACGAACCCGGCGGCCAUUGAGCUUUAUUUCAAGGUCGUCCCUGCAGAGAUCUCACCUGCGAUGCUACUUGAAAUGUUGAUGGCGCCGCUCAAGAAGAAGAAGAAGUCGGUGUUCAAGGAGGGUCUCUGUUUCCAUCGUGCGGUCAACUCCGUCACUGGGCUUGACACGGACCGGAUCAAGGGCCUGGCAGCGGGGAAGCAGCACAUGGUCAUCAUCGGGGAUUUGAACGUGGUUGAGGAUCCAAUCCUGGACAGAUCGUCCAAGAUGGGCUCGGCCGGGGAAAACGACAGACUGAUGCAGACCUGCGCAGCACACUGUCUCACUGAUGCUUACCGAUGGAUGAAUCCUGGGGUGCGAGAGUUUACGUUUUUCUCGAGGGCUUCAAAGUCCAGUUCUCGCAUUGACCGCGCGCUUGUUUCAGCAGCGUUGUUGCCGAAGCUCGCCGACGCGUCCCACUGUCGUCCGUUGAAGGGUCUUUCAGACCACUGGUUUGGGGUGAAGAUCGCCCUGAAAGUCCACCUGCAACUUCACGUGGGGCCGGGAAUUUGGAGAUUUAGAGCGUCUGACGCGGGCAAGGCGGGCGCGGCAAAGGUAGUCGCUGUGGUCCGUGACGUGCAUGGCGCGGAAGGCUCGGGAGAUUUCGAGCUGCUGAUGACGCGCAUGAACGCGGCGCUGCGGAGGUUCGCGACGGAGGAGGGGAAGCGGGUGAAAGCGACGCUACGGCAUCUGGUAACGGCGGUAGCGGUUUUGCAGCAAGAAGUGAUGAGGGAGCCGGAAUGUCAGUCUCGGAGAGACGCCUUGACGGAGAAGGAGGCUCAGCUGGCCGCGUAUCUCUCCUCGGAGCAAGAGAGACUCGCGCUCAUGUCAGGGGUAAAGGAGCUGCGCAGUGGGGAAAUGCCUGGGAAGCUCCUAUCUGCGAAAGUCAAGGUGCGGAAGGAAAGGACCAUGAUCCCAUCGCUGAAAUGGAAGGGGACGGAGCACAAGGACAACAAGAGCAUUCUGAGCGCGGCGUCGGAGUUCUACGCGGAUCUUUUCGCCGAGCCCCCGCCGCCGGGGGAGAUGCCGACCUGGCCGAUUGACCCGCGCAAGCGGCUGUGGGAGGAGGACAGGGAGCAGCUGGAUGCGGAAUGGUCGGAGGAUGAAGUCAAACAGGCGCUCAAGGACAUGGCAAACGGCAAGUCCCCGGGUGCGGACGGGAUCCCCAAGGAGUUUUACAGUCGCCACUGGGACCUGCUGGGCGGGGAUCUUCUCGGGUUCGUGUGGAAGUUCGAGGAAACGGCGAUUUUACCGGCAUCUGCGCAGGAGGCAGUCACCAUCCUCCUGCACAAGAAGGGGCCGAGGGACCAAGUUCAGAACUACCGGCCGAUCACGCUUCUGAAUAGCACGUACAAGCUGAUCGCCCGGGUGAUUGCUAACAGAAUGAGGAAGGUGCUGGACAAAGUGAUCUCGGAAGAGCAAUAUGGAUUCUUACCGGGCAGAAGGCUUUCUGACGGCGUUUCGCUUAUCGCUAACGUGGUUGAGGCAGCAAAAAACAAAAAUGAAGAUUGGUACCUCCUGCUUGUGGACUUCCAGAAGGCCUUCGACUCUGUCUCACGUGAUUUCUUGUUCACAACGAUGGAGCGGAUGGGUUUUUCGCGGAGGUUUGUCGGGUGGUGCAGAGGCCUGCACGAGGGUUCAUCUACGAGGCUGCUCCUUAACGGUUGGCUGGGGGAGAGCGUCGCCGUCCGGAAAGGCGUGCGGCAGGGGUGUCCACUUGCGCCGUACUUGUUUCUCUGCGCGGUAGAACCAAUCUGCCAAGAGGCAAAAAGAAGGAAACUGGGGAUCAGUAACCCGUUUGGCGGAAGGCUGGCCUACCUGGGGUACGCGGACGACACGACGUUGGUGCUGGAUGGCAAGCGGCAGAUUGGUCGGGCGGUGAAGCUGCUCGAAGAUUUCGGGGAGAGGUCAGGCCUCCGGGUAAACAUGGAGAAGUCAGCCCUCCUUCCGCUGGGGAGCAACGUGACGAAAAAGGCAGACAAAGACUCAUUAUUUCGCUGGGUAAAGCCAAAUGAAGCGGAGCGACUACUUGGAGUAUGGAUCUCGCCCUCUGGGGACGCGGCCGUAACAUGGGAGAUUACGCUGGAACGGGCAGCUGCGGAGUUCGGGAAGUGGCAGGUCCACUACCUGACCACUACGGCGAGAGUAGUGGUGGUGAACGGCUACGUGAACCCCAUCCUCGCCUUUCAAGCGCAAGUGUAUGCACCUCCCCCGGAGAUCUGGGCGAAGAUCGUGAAGCUGCUCCACAACUUUGUAUCUGGAAACCACGCGACAGCGGGGAAGCAGUUCGCGCUCUGGAGCCAGGAGUUGCUGUUUAAGCCACGGAAGGAGGGAGGUCUGGGCGUCCGAGAUCCCUUCACGGAGCUGGGUGGCUAUGCCGCGAGGCGGGUGGCGCUUCUGAUGUCGCAGCAAGGCGGGUCUCGUGCUGACCUGGCACACACGGCAGCAGACAUUCAGGAUUGUCAAGUCUUCUGGGGGCACAAGGACCAGAUGAAGCAGUGGAAGGGGAAAAGCGACAGAUGGAAGCGCACCUGCGAGCUCUUCCUGGAGUCCAACUUUGCGGAGAGUAUCGUGGCGUCCACGGUCUGGGAGGUGGAGCAGGAGCUGUUGCUGUACAAUCGCUGCCUCCUGCCGAACGGGAAGAAACCUGCGGGGAGGCAAAACGCGGCAAAAGGGCUUGCGCGAUCAACCAUGCGGGACCUGAUAGUUGUUCACCCAGAUGGUUCCAGAACGCUGAAAACUGAGGAGGAAAUGGGAAGAUCCUUCGGGGGAGAUGCAGGAGGGAAGCUGGCAAAGCGGAUUUUCGACGCAGCCCCUGACGAGUGGAAGCAGCUGCUGCUAACACCAAUCACGGCGGAGAAAGUCGUGGAGGUAUCUGGUUUUGUAUUAAAGGCGGGGACCAGCCAUGGCCUCUGGAAGGUGGUCAGUGCAGAUGGCAACUUGCUAGUCUGCCGAGCAUUCCGCUGCGUCUCUGGCGUGCUAGGUGAUGCAGAGGAGCGUUACUGCACGCUGCAUGUUUGGGAGGUGACUCCUGCCGUCAUCAGGGAGGGGCGCUUUCUGGGGCCUGCGGGGAGCCCCAAAGCGAGGUUGCUGUGCUCACCAAUAUGGGAAGGUGGCUGUCCGGCAAAACUCAAACAGCUUCGGAAGGGUUUUGAGAGGCUUGGUGGGAAGCCGGGGCAGCAGACUGCUUGGGAGGAGGUACGGGGCCGCCCGAUCGACUGGCAGAGGGCGAUAAGCGUGCGGGACUCAGAAGCUAUUCCAAACCGGGCGCGUGACGUGCUGCUCCGGAUCCACAGUAGAAACCUGCAAGUAGGAGAGAGGUUGCAUUUUCUCGGAGCGGCGGUCGCUUGCGCGCAUUGUGGGGAAAGGGAAACGCUGGAACACGCACUCUUCCACUGUCCGCGCAUUCAGCCGGUGGUCCGGGCGCUGCUGAGAGCAAUUCGCAUGCUCAAUCCGAGGAGGAAGGUGGAGUCGUUGGGGGAUCUCCUGUUCCAGAAAGCGGGGUCAGGCUCGGGUUUUCCCGAGGCUACCAUCACGUCAAUCGCUCUACAUAGGAUUUGGGUGUGGAACAACGGCAAGGGUGUUCCGAUCGAGAUUCACGCAGACGAGAACUGCUACGUCCCGGAGAUGAUCUUUGGCCAUCUCCUCACCAGCAGCAACUACGACGAUACAGAGAAGAAGACGACGGGUGGUCGGAACGGUUAUGGUGCGAAGCUCGCUAACAUAUUCUCCACGGAAUUCGUCAUCGAGACUGCCGACGGCGAACGCAAGAAGCAAUAUCGUCAGGUUUUCAAUGACAACAUGAGCAAGAAGUCGGAGCCCGAGAUUACGAAAACGAGGUCCGGAGAAAGCUGGACGUGCGUGACGUUCCACCCAGACCUGGCAAAGUUCAAGCUGACUCAUCUUGAUGCUGAUCAUGUGGCCCUCAUGAGCAAGCGUGUGGUUGACAUGGCUGGAGUGCUCGGGAAAACUGUCAAGGUCGAGCUGAAUGGAAGCAAGAUUUCCCUGAAGAACUUCCAAGAUUACGUCGGACUUUACCUCGACUCACCCAGGUCAAGCGGUGAAGUCCCUGGCCCACUGCCGAAGAUUUACGAGAAGGUCAACGACAACUGGGAGGUUUGUGUUUCACUGAGUGACGGCCAGUUUCAGCAGGUCAGCUUCGUCAACAGCAUUGCGACAAUCAAGGGUGGCACCCAUGUCAAUCUUGUCGCUGACCAACUGACCAAGUUCCUCAUAGAGAAGGCCCAGAAGAAGGCAGGGAAGGGUGCACCGGCUAUUAAGGCCCAUCAAGUGAAGUGCCACUUGUGGGUCUUUGUGAACUCGAUGAUCGUCAACCCGGCAUUCGAUUCGCAGACCAAGGAGACGUUGAACACCCGGGCGAGCGAGUUUGGCUCCACGUGCAAGCUACCGGACACUUUUCUUCAGAAAGUCGCAAAAUCGGGUGUGAUCGACAGUAUCCUCUCGUUCGCGACCUUCAAGGCGAACAAGGACAUGAAGAAGAGCGAUGGAAGCAAGAAGCAGCGGCUCACGGGAAUUUCGAAGCUGGACGAUGCGAACGAUGCAGGUGGACGCAACUCCGAGCAGUGCACCCUGAUUCUUACGGAGGGAGACUCUGCGAAGGCUCUUGCUGUGAGCGGCUUGAGUGUUGUUGGUCGUGACAAGUACGGAGUAUUCCCGCUGCGUGGGAAGCUACUGAACGUCAGGGAUGCACCUGCCAAGCAGUUAACAGAGAACGCAGAGAUCACCAACAUCAAGCAAAUCAUGGGGCUUCAGCAGGGAAAGCACUACGACAGCACCAAAUCCUUGCGAUACGGCCAUCUGAUGAUCAUGACUGAUCAGGACCACGAUGGAUCGCAUAUAAAGGGCCUCCUCAUCAACUUCCUCCACGCCUUUUGGCCGUCACUUCUGAAGCAACCCAACUUCCUGCUGGAGUUCAUCACGCCCAUCGUCAAGGCUACUGGGCCCCGUGGAAAGGUUCUUUCCUUCUACACCAUGCCCGAGUACGAGUCUUGGAAAGAAUCCCUUGGAGGAAGUACUAAAGGAUGGUCCAUCAAGUACUAUAAGGGUCUGGGAACAAGCACUCCGAAGGAAGCUAAAGAGUAUUUUGCAGCCCUUGAUCAGCACCGGAAGAGCUUUGAGUGGAGCGGAGAAGAGGAUGGCGAAAGCAUUGAAAUGGCGUUCAGCAAGAAGAAGGUGGAAGACAGGAAGACCUGGCUGCGUAAUGUGGAGCCUGGGACGUACCUCGAUCAAAGUGCGAAGACGAUCACCUACAGCGACUUUGUCAACAAGGAGCUGGUCCUGUUCUCCAUUGCGGACAACCUGCGAUCCAUUCCAUCUGUCAUGGAUGGCCUCAAGCCUGGCCAGAGAAAGAUCCUCUUCAGUUGCUUCAAGAGGAAGCUGAAGAGUGACGUGAAGGUGGCACAACUGGCUGGUUACAUCUCCGAGCACUCGGCAUACCACCAUGGUGAAAUGAGCUUGAUGACCACCAUCAUUGGUCUCGCCCAGGAUUUCGUGGGUAGCAACAACAUCAACCUGCUGGUACCCAGUGGCCAGUUUGGCACCCGCCUUCAGGGAGGGAAAGAUGCUGCCAGCCCUCGUUACAUCUACACCAGGCUGCACAAACUCACACGGAUUCUUUUCUCGGAGGUGGACGAUGCCCUUCUGGACUUCCUGAACGAAGACGGACAGAAGAUUGAGCCGACAUGGUACCUUCCGAUCCUCCCCUUGGUCCUUGUCAACGGAAGUGAAGGGAUUGGCACUGGGUGGAGCUCCUAUGUGCCAACGUUCAACCCGCGCGACAUCGUUGACAACCUCAAGCUGCUGAUGAGGGGCGAGGAGAUGGAGCCGUUGCACCCCUGGUUCCGUGGGUUCAAGGGAACUGUGGAACACAACAGCAACAAGGACGGUCGGAACUACAUCGUGACUGGAACCAUCAACAAGGUCAGCGACACCGUUCUGGAGAUCACGGAGCUGCCCAUCCGAACCUGGACGCAGAACUACAAGGAGUUCCUGGAGGGGAUGAUGGUGGUAAACGACAAGAACAAGGAGCCAUUCAUCAAGGACAUGCGGGAGCAUCACACUGACACCACUGUGCAUUUUGAGGUGCACUUGUCGCCAGAGGGAAUGGCGACUGCGGAGGCUGAAGGUCUGAUCAAGCGCUUCAAGCUGACGGCAUCAGUAGCAACCAGCAACAUGCAUCUCUUUGACAAGGAUGGGAGGAUGAGGAAGUACGAAACUCCGGAAGAAAUCAUUGAGGAGUUUUAUCACAUUCGGCUGGAGUACUACAGGAAGAGAAAGGAUAUUCAACUGGAGCAACUUCGAAAUGAACUCAUCAAGCUGGACAACAGAGUGAGGUUCAUCCUUGCAGUUGUGCGUGGAGAGAUCAUCGUCAGCAACAGGAAGAAGGCGGAGCUUCUGGCUGAACUCAAGGAGAAGAAGUUUGCACCCUUGCCAAAGGGCAAGGUCAUCUCGAGUGGUGGUUCAUCCACAGCAGCAGAUGAGGAGGGUGAAGAUGAGGAGGAGUCGGGUGAAGAGGAAGGGGGCUCGAAGGCUAAGAAGGGGGGCGAUGGUGGCUAUGACUAUCUUCUUGGCAUGCCACUGUGGAGUUUGACCCUGGAGAGGGUUCAAGAGCUGCUGAGGGAUCAGAAGAAGAACCAAGACGACCACGAUGCUCUGUUGAAGACGGAGCCCAAGGACCUCUGGGAGAGAGACCUGGACAUGUUCCUUGAGGAGCUUGAGGUUGCGGAGGAAGAGGCGGCUCAGGAGAAGGCCAAGGAGGUGGCAGGCAAGCCUGGCAAGGGGAAGGGUCGUGUUACCAAGGCAGUGGCUGCCAAACCCAAAAGGGCACAGAAGAAGGCUCAAAUCUUCAGUGAUGAGGAGAUGGAUUUCAUCUCAGACUCAGAUGAUGACUUCAUGGAAGAUGCCAAGGUGAGGCGAGGAAAGGGCGCUGCCGCUACUGCAGCAAAGCCGACAGCAGUGGCUGCUACAACAAAACCACAGGCAUCCGUACCUCUUGUUCAGGCACCAAAACCGGAGGUGGUCAAACCUGCUCCCAAGGCGAAACCUGCUCCCAAGCCAAAAGAACCUGCUGGAUCUGAUUACGACAGUGAUGAGGACUUCGGAGGAAGCCUCAGGGAGAGGCUUGCAGCCAUGGCAGCGAAGAUGUCGCUGCAAGAAAAUCCUUCAGGGGGAGCUUCCACAGCAGAAGUGAAGCCCGCAGCUUCCAAGAGAGAACCUGCCAAGAAGGCCGCCACAAAGCGACCUGCCACCAAGAAAAUGGAGGAGAAGGUGGAGAAACCAGCUCUUGGUGAUGAGUUUGAAUUCCUUGAUGAGGUGGACAUUAAGUCUCCUGUGAAGGAGCCUGUGAGCAAGGUGCAACGAAUGCGCCCAUCGCCUUUUAGCAAGAAGAGCGGUAUGCCAGCAGCUGCAGCAGCAGAAGGUCGCACCCAUCUCUCCCGUGGGGCUCAAAAGAAGCCGGCUGUGGUGCUCAGUGAUGACAGCAAUGAGAGUGAGGAGAGCGAGGACGAUUUCCAGGACUUCAGCGAGGAGGAGUACUAG
Molecule: messenger RNA, 8238 nt
Organism: Closterium sp. NIES-65
Lineage: Eukaryota; Viridiplantae; Streptophyta; Zygnematophyceae; Desmidiales; Closteriaceae
Source: the annotation of a GenBank genome assembly